GUUUAACCAUUAAAUGUUUCUGUAUUGUCAGACAUACAUAUAUUUGAAAGGCUAGGAGGGAGGGAAGGGGUAAUAGGCCUAAUUACCCUUUAAAAGCAACAUGGCAGCAUUUGGGGAAAACAAGAAAGAGAAGACUACUGACUUUAAGGUAAAUGUAACUAAAACUUUUCAGUCCUUACUAAAAAAAAAAUAAAACAGCUGAAACCAGUCAAAGCUGGUCACAGCUGGUUAAGGUGGCUGGUUUUAGAGGGUAUUUGACUACUUUUAGCCAUUCAGGCUAGGCUUAGUUCAUCAGCAUAAGCUGGUUUGAGCUAUUUUUCAACAGAAAUCUGUCAUAUUUUAAGAAGAAAAAAAGCUUCUACUGAUAACAGUGUUCAUGUUAAAAAUGAGUACCAUAACUUAAUACCAUAGUAUUUGAAUGACUACCAUUUUAUGUGGUAUUUGAAAGGUAAUUCAGAGAAUAUUGACUGAUAUUAGCAUGUAUGUACCCAGGAUAUAGAAACUGUACAACUAUGAUUAAUUUCGUAGUUUUCUGAGGUAUUGUAAUCACAUAUUCAUAUGAUGUUAGGCUAAAUAAAUAAGUAUUUGUAAGUAAUAUUUUUCUAAAUAAAGAUUUCUGCAUUACUGUGGCAAAUUAAUGGCUUAACUGGCUGUGAUAAAACUAAUGAGGGAGGCACCAACAGAUCCACUUAUGUGUUGGUGAUAUGGUGUAGUCAUGGCACAAUAAUUCAUCAGGUGGGGGUCAAAUGGUACAAAACGGAGGAAAAGAGUGUAAGUUUGUGUAAGCACACACGUCCACAUGACUCGUGGUAGUCCUAUAGUUAUAAAUCGAUGCUGGUGCAAAGUCCAGUCACAUGUUGCACUUCCUGUCAGCGUGAACGUGUCUGGCGAUUCUUUGAUUUCACUCAUUAAAACAAGUAUUUAUACCCGCUCGCCGGAUGUUUUAAUGCACCACACCAUUCCUUGUAAACUUUAGAGACUGUUGUGCAUGAAAACCAGGAAUCAUCCCAUGGUGUACUGUUUCUGAGUGCUAUACAUCACUAUCUGAAAGAAGGAAAUGCAGGUGUGUGUGAUAUGAUGUGAAUUCUGGAAACACGUACAACACACAAGCAGCGUUGUCCAUCAGCGGUAAGUCUCAGAGGUUGUCAUUUGCCCUUUGCAAUCCUAAUAUAUUGAAUAUGUAAUGCUACCGUUCAAAAGUUUGGAGUCGUUAAACAUUUUUUGAAAAAGAUCUCUUAUUGGCCUAAUAAUAAUUUAUUUGAUCUAAAAUACAGUAAAAUAGUAAUUAAAAGUUUAAAUGUAUUUAAAGUUUUCAUUUUAAAAUGUAAUUUAUUCAAUUGUUAGCAAAAUGAAGUGUCACAUUCUUCAGAAAGAACUUUCAGCCUGCUAAACUUUUUUUAAACGCCAUUUUUUUACGCAUUCUUGAAUGAAAGUAUAAAAAAAUCUUACUGACCCGAAACUUUUGAACGGUAUUGUCUGUUUCAUUUAGCUUAUUUCGUUUACUCUUUAUUCAGAGUUAAGAUUUGUUAUCACUCUUCUUUUACUUUAACCUUUAUUUUCUUAGACUGAACACUUUUUAAACCUUUAAAAUUAUUCUUUGCUGUAAUUAUUAAGAUUCAGUAUCCACAGCAGCUAGCAUGCUAAAAUGACAUAAGUGGUGAUUGUGAUAUUUUGGUCAUCUUUCCUCUCUCUGUCAUCUUUUGCAUGUCUAAUGUUUAUUUGCAGAUAUUUCAAUCCGUUUAGUAAGCUCACAGAAAGUGCUCCAAAAUAGUCCGAAAUAGAUGUUUGGAUCUUUUGACAUACAGUAUGGUUGUGAGUUUGACAUCUCAGUGUAAGUAUAAGAAAUUGUCUAGUCUUCGCAAACCGUUUGCAUUGGCAUUCUGGGUUUAGAUUUUAUAAUUAAUUGUCAUGAAAACUGUUUUACAUGAUUUAAAACAUCUGUUCUUUGGUGGUAGGAACCAAAGCGUAAACUUGAAUGUCAUUCUACUCUGCUGGUCUGAGAAAAUAAUACAUGGGAAAUGGAUAGUAAUAUUAAUUCCCAGUGAAGCAGUAAACCAUAAACCCAAUAUCUGCAUACCAGUCUUUGCAGUUUGAAGGAAAACUGGCAGAUGAACAACUUCAAAAAAGCUGAAAAGGAAUUUGGUUUUGAGGCUUUAACGGUCAAAAAAAGUGAUCUGAUUGGUCCAUCAUGUGGAUGUGGGCAUUACUUCCUGUCACCCUGGCAGUGUUUGGGACUAUUGGGAUGUGGGCUGUGUAUGCCAUAGCAGUGUCCAAUAACACUGUUAAUAUAACUGAAGAAUUCCCUUUCAUCAGCACAUGUGGCUCAUACAACCCCCAGAGCUGCCUGUUUUCUCAGAUCUGCAACAUAUGCUGUGUGUUGGCUUUGUGGAUUGUAACAAUCAGAUUUCAGCAGAUCCGUGAUUUGGGUUGUGCAUCUAAUUUAAACACAGUCGGUUUGGUGCUCGGCUUCGUCUCUAGCAUUGGGAUUUCCAUUCUAGGAAACUUCCAGCAAUCCGUAGUGAAGGUGGUUCAUCUGCUUGGAGCGCUCUUAGCCUUUGCCCUGGGUUUGGCUUAUUUCUGGGUCCAAACGUGGCUUUCGUACUACAGCCCGCCAUCACAUGAUCGCAAGUGGGUGGUGGCGGCGCGCGUCAUCUUCUGCAGCCUGUGUACUUGUUUGCUCAUCUGCAUGUUGGUUCUCUAUGGCGCAGGGUUUCGCUCUGAAUCUGCCAUAUGCGAAUGGGCGCUGGUCAUGUGUUUUUUUGCACUCUUUGCAAUUUUUGCAGCGGAGUUCAGACACGUUGACUGCCACAAGUUCACUGUACAGAAAAAGCAAAGAAUAAACAGCAGUGAUGCGAAUGGUGUGUGGACGAUACAGGAGAUUCACUGAGGGACAACUGGCAAGUUGUGGCUGUGGUAAUCGAACAGAUGCAUACAAGUUAAACUCACCAUACACUGUGGACACAACAAUGGACCAAAAUGUGCACAAAUACACACAUAAUGCAAAACACUCCCAGUUUAAAGCACAUUCGGGGGGUACUGUUCGAAUCCACAUUUUGCAGAAAUGAAUACUGAAUUCAUGGACAUUGUUUACAUGAUGUUUAUGUACCUUCAGAUGUUUUAUCAGUGUAGUAUUCAGGCUAUUUCAUUAGCCUACAACAAACAACCUCAGUCUGGUUCUUUGUAUUCUUAAAGACUUAGUUUGCAUAAUGUUAUUAAAUUUGUUCUAUUAUAAAAAUAUUUAUUUUUUAUCUGACCAUUAUCAAAACAAGCUAUUGAAUAUGAAUAAAUGUAACUAUUAACAGUUGCUGGGUUACAGUCUACAAUGUGUACACGAUGGUAUUGCUUUAACAUCAGUAAUUCGGUAAUAGUAGUCCUACAUUUUAACUAGAUCGACAAAACUAGCUGCUAUAAGACUGAGUUGUGAACUGAUUUGUCAGAUGCGAUAGGAUUUUCCAUCUAGUUUUAUUGUCCAUCAAAUUAAAAUAAGUCUAAGUAGCAUAUUUAUGACCCUGGACCACAAAACCAGUCUAAAGUAGCACAGGUAUAUUUGUAGCAAUAGCCAACAAUACAUUGUAUGGGUCAAAAUUAUCAUUUUUUUUUUUUAAUGCCAAAAAUUAGGAUAUUAAGUAUCAUGUUUCAUGAAGAUAUUUUGUAAAUUUCCUGCCUUAAAUAUAUCAAAACUUACUUUUUGAUUAGUAAUAUACAAUGCUAAGAACUUCAUUUGGACAAAGUUAAAGCUUAAUUUCUUAAUAUUUUGAUUUUUUUUGUACCCUCAGAUUCCAGAUUUUCAAAUAGUUGCAUCUUGGCCAAAAAACAAACCAGACAUCAAUGGAAAGCUUAUUUAUUUACUUAUGACUAGCUUUGUGGUCCAGGGUCACAUUUAUUAUUUAGACAAUGAAUAGCGUAACUUGAUCUCCUAUUUGAAGUUGAUGUUCGUAGCACAACAGUUUAAAGGGCGAAUUAUGCCUCAUAACAGCAUUAUAAACGGCUUUUCUGACGGUGAUGGAGACCGAGAUGGCAGGAAGCACACCCUGUUUAUUUUAUUUAUUUUACAUUAGUUUUAUUUAUUUUACAAAAUUAAUUUGACCUUUUUUCCUUGUUAUUAUGAUGUUUUUUUUAUGCCCAUGGGUUGAAGCGACCCCAGUAACAUGAUAUUUAGCCCCUGGAAGGUGUCUCUCACAUUGUCCCACAUUAAAAUAGUGUAGAUUAGUGUACAAUGUUUUAUUCAUUUACCAUAUUAAAUAUUGGGGGCAUCCAAGUUAUUUGACACAUUUUGUUUUAAAAAAAAAAACUGUCCCUGUAAUUGGUUACUUUUAUAGGUCAUUCUAUAAUUAGAGGUACAUUUAGAACUUGACAAUGUGAAUAAUUUUUUCUUGUGAAUUUUUUUUUUUUUUGUCCUAAAAACCCCAACAUGACCUUUAGCUCCUUUGAAACAAUCUAUACUGUAUAAAGUGCUAUAGAAAUAUAGGUGAUCUGUAGGAAUAUGUGCAAAAAAUACCAUCUAUGUUUGCUACUGUCCACCAUGUUACCUUUACUGGGUAACACAGUUGAUGGGUAACUUAGUUGACAUUUUUUUGUGUGUUUUAAGGCCUAUAUUAAACAUGGAAGCCUAGAACUACUGAGCAUAUGGUAUGUUUAGAAAUAUAUUUUCAUAAACAAAACGUAAGUUUUAUUAAACUGUCUUGUUAAAAUUUGCAGCAGUAACACUGUUGACAGUUCAUUAAUCCACUCUUGACACAGGUUUGCUAGUUUACCAAUAUUAGGAGAAAGAGAGAGAACAUAACUUCUAGUGUUUCAUCUAUGUGCUUCUAGAGGAAAUAUCAUACUGUGCAAAUUAUGCUAGAAUGGGACAAACAAUUCCUUUCUGAGGGGGGUUUUUCUAGUGG
Labeo rohita (rohu) is the source of this 4886-nucleotide messenger RNA. RefSeq names its product transmembrane protein 150B (gene tmem150b). Lineage: Eukaryota; Metazoa; Chordata; Actinopteri; Cypriniformes; Cyprinidae. The record is from RefSeq and is a predicted model, not a curated record. Bases 2189 to 2887 code for a protein of 232 amino acids. The transcript has 8 exons.